AUGGACUCCCACCAAGUGCUGCUAGCUGCCGUGUACCUGCUGGGAACCCUGGUUGCUUUCUGCCAUGGUCAGUCCCGACUGGAUGACUCAGGUCUCCAGGUGACACUAAGUGGCCUCAACUCCAAGUGUCAGGGUAAACUGGAGGUUCAGAUGGAAGGCCUGUGGAGGACUGUGUGCAGUUCCAGUUGGAGCUGGAAGCAGGGCCUCUGGAGAAAUCCCCAUCAAGUCUCUGGAGUGUGCCAGCAGCUGGGAUGUGGUGACCCCUUGGUCCUCGGCUACUUCUCUUUAUUGAACAUAUCCCAGCACCAGAUCCUCUGUCACGGACCCCUGGGGUCUUUCUCCAACUGCAGCAGAAACUCACCAGCCAGGUGCCUUCCACUGACCCUGAUCUGCCAAGAGCCCUUAAGGAUGACACCUCCACCCACAACUGCUCCACCCACCACCGUGCCGGAGCCCACAGCUCCUCCCAGACUGCAGCUGGUGCCGGGACACGAGGGCCUGAGGUGUGCGGGUGUGGUGGAAUUCUACAACGGCAGCAGAGGUGGCACCAUCCUCUAUGAGGCCAAGGACAGGCCCCUGGGCCUGGGGAACCUUAUCUGUAACGCUCUGCAGUGUGGAUCUUUCUUGACACAUCUGUCGAAGCCAGAGGCAGCAGCAACGACAGCUCCUGAAGAGCUGAAGGGCCCCAAGCCCUUGCCAAUUCGAUGGGAGGUGCAGAAUGCGAGCUGUGCCUCGCUGGAGCAGUGCUUCCAGAAAACGAUGCCCCAGGAGAGCGGCCAGGAGCUAUCGGUCGUCUGUUCUGGUUUCCAGCCCAAGGUUCAGAGCCGCCUGGUGGGGGGCAGCAGCGUGUGUGAGGGCAUCGCUGAAGUGCGCCAGGGAUCACAGUGGGCUGCUCUGUGUGACAGUAAUAUGGCCAGGGGUCCGGCGCGGUGGGAGGAGCUGUGUCAGGAGCAGCAGUGUGGCAACCUCCUCUCCUUCCGUGCGCUGGAUGCUGACAAGUCCACCCCUGGGCUCUUCUGUACCCAGGAGAAGCUGUCUCGGUGUUACCAGCUUCAGAAAAAGAAGUGCAAGAGGGUGUUCGUCACGUGCCAAGACCCAAACCCAGCAGGCCUGGCCCCAGGCACUGUGGCCAGCAUCAUCCUGACCCUUGUCCUCCUGGUGGUGCUGCUGGUCAUGUGUGGGCCUCUGAUCUACAAGAAGCUGGUGAAGAAAUUCCGUCAGAAGAAGCAGCGUCAGUGGAUUGGCCCCACGGGAGUGAACCAGAACGUGUCUUUCCACCGCAGCCACACGGCAACUGUAAGGCUUGAGACCCCGAUAACCUCUCAUGUGGACAAUGAAUACAGUCAGCCUUCCAGGAACUCCCACCUGUCAGCUUACCCAGCUCUGGAAGGGGCUCUACACCGUGCUUCCACCCAGCCUGACAAUUCCUCUGAUAGCGACUAUGACCUGCAAGUGGCCCAGAGACUAUAA
Microtus ochrogaster (prairie vole) is the source of this 1470-nucleotide messenger RNA. Lineage: Eukaryota; Metazoa; Chordata; Mammalia; Rodentia; Cricetidae. The record is from RefSeq and is a predicted model, not a curated record.